GACCUGCACAGAACUUUGCCUUGCCCCAAGUGCUACAGCACCAGAACUGCGUACGCUCCGUGCAAAAAGUGAAAAUGCUGUGAAAAGUGACACCGCCCAGCACGGAAACCGCAACGAAAUGGCUACACAGAAACCGGGCGAGUGGGCCAACUCACUGUUGGCCCGGUUCGAGGAGCAGCUCCCUUACCGCACCGGUCCCCAUGGCACACAGGCGCGGCUCAGCAUUGACGAAACGAUGAACUGCUUGAUACAGAUAUCGCGCUACCGCUUUUCGCUCGUCAUUUCCGGCCUGACGAAAAUGUUGCAGCGUGUGAACGAGAUUUUUAUUAUCUUACAGUUUCAACCGCCUGCCUGCCGGGGUCACGAGCCGGAACGGUGCUGCUAUGAUUCGUUGAUCAUCAUCCUAGAGACGCUCGAACGGUGCCUGUCCGGGCAGUCGAAAGAUACGGCACGUUUCGAGGAAGCGAUGAAUGUGAAGCUGCUCCUCAGGGAAAUUUGCCAAUUUAUUGAUAUACAGAAUGAAAACAAUCAAAAUGCCACCUCGCUGAAGGCGCUCGCCUCGAAGGUGCUGUUCGCACUGUCCCAGAACCACUUUGGGGCCGUGUUUAACCGCAUCUCGGCCCGCCUGCAGGAGCUGAGCACGUGCGCGGAGGAGAAUCCCGACUACAGCGACAUCGAGCUGAUCCAGCACAUCGAUCUGGACGUGCACCGGCUGACGAAGCUGCUGACGGAGACGAUACAGAAGUUUAAGUCGCUGAAAAAGUCCGCCCACAUGAUCCUGCUCAGCUCGCUGGAGCGCGCGCUCUGGAACUGGAUCGAGUUUCACCCGAAGGAGUUCGAGGACCUGCAGCGCAACCCGAACGACGAGCUGAGCAAAUGCUGCGAAACGUUCUUCGACAUACUGGACUCGUACUCGGAGAACAAGAAGGCCCGGGCCGCCGUGUGGCCGCUGCAGAUCAUGCUGCUGAUACUGAGCCCGAAGGUGCUGGAGGAGAUUGUGAACGCCGACUCGGGUGCGCCGUGCUCGCCGCGCCACCUGAAGAAGAAACACUUCAUGGAGGGCAUCAAGAAGGGGCUGGGGGCGCACGCGUCCUCCAAGCAGUCGACCGAAUCGGCCGCCAUCGCGUGCGUGAAGCUGUGCAAAGCGUCCACGUACAUCAACAUCAACGACUCGAACAACGUGACGUUCCAGCUGGUGCAGAGCGUGAUAAACGAUCUGAAGGCGCUGCUGUUCAACCCGGCGAAACCGUUCUCGCGCGGCCAGGGCUUCAACUUUCAGGACAUUGAUCUGAUGAUCGACUGCUGGGUGUCCUGCUUUCGCAUCAAGCCGCACAACAACGAGGCGCUGAAGGUGUGCCUGAGUCUCAACUCGCCGCCGGCCUACCACUUUGUCAUCGUCAGCUCGCUGCUGAAGAUCGUCACCCAGGCGCGGCUACCCUGGUGGCCCCAGAUCGACCUGGUGUACGCACGGUCCGGCGAGCUGCGAGGCCUCUUCACCGACACGCUGAACAAAGCGACCCAGGGCUACAUCGCCCACACGCCGCUGCGCAUGAUCACCUCGCUGACGCUCAAAUCGAAGGACGCCCAGAGCCGGCUGACCCGCCCAGACGAGGGGCCAGCGCACAAGGCGCUGCUGCUGCUGAUGGUGCGGCUCAUCCAUGCCGAUCCGAUGCUGCUGCUGAACAGCCUCGGCAAGGCGGGGCACGAGGUGCAAAGCUCGACGCUCGAGCUGAUCAACGGGCUUGUCUCGCUCGUGCACCAGCCCACGAUGCCGGACGUGGCGCAGGAAGCGAUGGAAGCGCUGCUCGCCCUGCACUCGCCCGACAAGAUCGAGGUGUGGAAUCCCGAGGCGCCGAUCAACACGUUCUGGGACGUGAGCUCGCAGGUACUGUUUUCGAUCUCGCAAAAGCUGAUCCAGCACCAGAUCGCCAACUACACGGACGUGCUCAAGUGGCUGCGCGAGAUACUGAUCUGCCGUAACACGUUCCUGCAGCGGCACAAGGAUUACGCGAACGUUGGCAGCCAGAUCGCGAUCUGCCGCCAGGCGCACAUCAAGCUCGAGGUGGUCUUCUUCAUGUACCUGUGGUCGGUCGAUCUGGACGCGGUCAUGGUAUCGCUGUCGUGCUUCGGGCUGCUGUGCGAGGAGGCGGAAAUACGGUCCGGCUCGGACGAGCUUACCGUGGGCUUCAUUCUACCGAACUAUCACCUCUACCAGGAGCUGUCGCACACCUCGGCUACGCUAACGUCGCCCCAGAAUGCGGAAUCGCGGUACAGCUUCUUCGAGCAUCUGCACGGGCGUGUGACGCUGCAGCGCAACAUCAUGUCGCUGCUGCGCAAGAUCGAACACUGCGUGAACGGCGUGCAGCCGGCGUGGGAGGAAACGUUCCGCAACUGGGAGGUAACGAGCAAGCUGCUCCAGAGCUACCCGAAAGGGAAGCCGGAGGAAGGGCAGGCGGAGGUGUUUCACCGGAGCAUGGGCAAACGGCGCGCGAGCCACCAGAGCUCGGAGCACGAUCUCGAGGAGCAAAUCACCGAGUGGGCCAACAUGACCUGGUUCCUGCUGGCGCUCGGCGGUGUCUGCCUGCAGAAGCCUCGCAACCAGAGACAGGCGACGCAAGGCUACAAUCUGCCGAUCGGAACGGCCGGACCGUCCCUGAUGCAAUCCACCACUUCGCUGUCCAGCUCGAGCUCGGGGCGCGGCUCGAUGCAUCCGAUCAUGGGGUCGCUGGUAUCGUCGAUCGGGCCGGGCAGCAGCCAGGAGGUGCAGUACUGCCCGGUGACCCAGUUCAUUGGCCAGCUGUUGCGGCUGCUCGUGUGCAACAACGAAAAGUUCGGCCCGCAGAUACAGAAGCACGUGAAGGAGCUGGUCGGGCAGGAAAUGUCGGCCCAGCUGUAUCCCAUCCUGUUCGACCAGAUACGCUCGAUCGUGGAAAAGUUCUUCGACCAGCAGGGCCAGGUGGUCGUCACGGACAUCAACACGCAGUUCAUCGAGCACACGAUCUACAUCAUGAAGUCGGUGCUGGACGGGCGGCAAAGCAAGGACCAGAAUGACCAGCCGGCGAACGCGGAGCAUCUCGGCGUGACGAGCAUCGAGAAUCUCAUGCUAGCGAUCGUGCGGUACGUGCGCCACCUGGACAUGACCGUGCACGCGAUCCACAUCAAGACCAAGCUCUGCCAGCUGGUGGAGGUGAUGAUGAAGCGGCGGGACGAUCUCGCCUUCCGGCAGGAGAUGAAGUUCCGCAACAAGCUGGUGGAGUAUCUGACCGACUGGGUGAUGGGCACGUCGCACCAGAUCGCGCCGCCGGGCUCGGGUGACGUGACGAUAAUUACGCGCGAUCUCGACCAGGCGUGCAUGGAGGCGGUGGCGGCCCUGUUGCGCGGUUUGCCCCUCCAGCCGGAGGAAUCGGACCGCGGCGAUCUGAUGGACGCGAAGAGCGCACUGUUUCUGAAGUACUUCACGCUGUUCAUGAACCUGCUGAACGACUGCGUGGACGGUUCGGAAGCGGACAAAGACACGAACAAUCCGCCGCUGUUGCCGCCCCGGCCGAGGGUAGCGGCCGGGAAGCUGACCGCCCUGCGCAACGCCACCAUCCAGGCAAUGUCCAACCUGCUGAGCGCGAACAUCGACUCGGGCCUGAUGCAUUCGAUCGAUCUGAGCUACAACCCCGACCUGCAGACCCGGGCAGCGUUCAUGGAGGUGCUGACGCAGAUCCUGCAGCAGGGCACCGAGUUCGAUACGCUCGCCGAGUCCGUGAUGGCCGACCGGUUCGAGCAGCUGGUGCAGCUCGUGACGAUGAUCAGCGACAAGGGCGAGCUGCCGAUCGCGAUGGCCCUUGCCUCCGUGGUGACCACCUCCCAGAUGGACGAGCUGGCCCGCGUGCUGGUGACACUGUUCGACGCGAAGCAUCUGCUCUCUCCGCUGCUGUGGAACAUGUUCUACCGCGAGGUAGAAGUGUCCGACUGCAUGCAGACGCUGUUCCGGGGGAACUCGCUCGGCAGCAAGAUAAUGGCGUUCUGCUUCAAGAUUUACGGCGCGAGCUAUCUGCAGGGGCUGCUCGAGCCGCUGAUUCGCCCACUGCUGGGCGACGAACCGACCAGCAGCUUCGAGGUGGACCCGGCCCGGCUCGAACCGACCGAGGACAUUGAGGUGAACCGGAAAAACCUGAUCGCCCUCACGCAGAAGGUGUUCGACGCGAUCGUCAACUCGGCGGACCGGUUCCCGCCCCAGCUCCGCUCGAUGUGCCACUGUCUGUACCAGGUGCUGAGCAAGCGGUUCCCGAACCUGCUGCAGAACAACAUCGGCGCGGUCGGGACGGUGAUCUUUCUGCGCUUCAUCAACCCGGCGAUCGUGUCGCCCCAGGAGCUGGGCAUCGUCGGCAAGCAGGUGCCGACGCAGAUCAAGCGCGGCCUGAUGCUGAUGUCGAAAAUACUGCAAAACAUCGCCAACCACGUGGAGUUCUCGAAGGAGCAGCACAUGCUGUGCUUUAACGAUUUUCUGCGCGCCCACUUCGAGGCGGGCCGGCGCUUCUUCAUACAGAUCGCUUCCGACUGCGAGACGGUCGAUCAGACGUCGCACAGCAUGAGCUUCAUCUCGGACGCGAACGUGCUGGCGCUGCACCGGUUGCUGUGGUCGCACCAGGAGCGCAUCGGCGACUACCUGUCCAGCAGCCGGGACCACAAGGCGGUCGGACGGCGCCCGUUCGACAAGAUGGCCACGCUGCUCGCGUACCUCGGGCCGCCCGAGCACAAGCCGGUCGACUCGCAUCUGCUCUUCUCGUCCUACGCCCGCUGGAGCUCGAUCGACAUGUCGUCGACCAACUUCGAGGAGAUCAUGGUGAAGCACCAGAUGCACGAGAAGGAGGAGUUCAAGACGCUGAAAUCGAUGAACAUCUUCUACCAGGCCGGCACGAGCAAGGCGGGCAAUCCGGUGUUCUACUACAUCGCGCGCCGCUACAAGAUUGGCGAAACGAACGGCGACCUGCUGAUCUACCACGUGAUCCUAACGCUCAAACCGUUCUGCCACUCGCCGUUCGAGGUGGUGAUCGACUUCACGCACACCUGCUCGGACAACCGCUUCCGGACGGAGUUUCUGCAGAAGUGGUUCUACGUGCUGCCGGAGGUCGCGUACGAGAAUCUGUACGCCGCGUACAUCUACAACUGCAACUCGUGGGUGCGCGAGUACACCAAGUUUCACGAUCGCAUACUGGCCCCGCUCAAGGGCUGCCGGAAGCUGAUCUUUCUCGACUCGCCAGCCAAGCUGAACGACGUGAUCGACCCGGAGCAGCAGAAGCUGCCCGGCGCGACCCUCUCGCUCGACGAAGAUCUGAAGGUGUUCAACAACGCGCUCAAGCUGAGCCACAAGGACACGAAGGUGGCGAUCAAGGUCGGGCCGACCGCGCUCCAGAUUACGUCCGCCGAGAAGACGAAGGUGCUGGCCCACUCGGUGCUGCUGAACGACGUGUACUACGCGUCGGAAAUCGAGGAGGUGUGCCUGGUGGACGACAACCAGUUCACGCUGUCGAUCGCCAACGAAAGCUCGCAGCUCAGCUUCAUCCACAACGACUGCGACAACAUCGUGCAGGCGAUAAUACACAUCCGCAACCGGUGGGAGCUGAGCCAGCCCGACUCGGUCACCGUGCAUCAGAAGAUCCGGCCGAAGGAUGUGCCGGGCACGCUGCUCAACAUGGCCCUGCUGAACCUGGGCUCGUCCGAUCCGAACCUGCGCACGGCCGCGUACAACCAGCUGUGCGCCCUGACUGCGACCUUCGAUCUGAAGAUCGAGGGCCAGCUGCUCGAAACGCAGGGCCUCUGCAUCCCGUCGAACAACACGAUCUUCAUCAAGUCGGUGAGCGAAACGUUGGCCACGAACGAGCCGCACCUGACGCUGGAGUUUCUCGAGGAGUGCAUCCAGGGCUUUCAGCGCAGCACGAUCGAGCUGAAGCAUCUGUGUCUCGAGUACAUGACGCCCUGGCUGGCGAAUCUGGUACGGUUCUGCAAACCGUCCGACGAGGGCAAGCGGCAAAAGCAGGUUGCGCAGAUCCUCGAGAAGCUGAUCAAUCUCACGAUCGAGCAGAAGGAGAUGUAUCCCUCGAUACAGGCCAAAAUCUGGGGCUCGAUCGGCCAGAUACCGGAGCUGAUCGAUAUGGUGCUGGACAACUUCAUCCACAAGUCGGUCAGCUCCGGGCUCGGUUCGCCGCAGGUCGAGAUAAUGGCCGACACGGCGGUCGCGCUCGCCUCCGCCAACGUGCAGCUCGUGGCGAAGAAGGUGAUCGGGCGGCUGUGCCGCGUGAUGGACAAAACCUGCCACUCGCCGACGCAGUACCUCGAGCAGCACAUGAUGUGGGACGACAUUGCGAUACUCGCCCGCUAUCUGCUGAUGCUGUCGUUCAACAACUGUCUCGACGUGGCCCGCCAUCUGCCGUACCUCUUCCACACGGUGACGUUUCUCGUGUGCACCGGCUCGCUGUCGAUGCGCGCCUCGACCCACGGGCUCGUGAUCAACAUCAUCCACUCGCUGUGUACCUGCACCAAGCCGUCCUUCUCGGAGGAAACCCAGCGCAUGCUGCGCCUGUCGCUGGACGAGUUCUCCCUGCCCAAGUUCUAUCUGCUGUUCGGCAUCAGCAAGGUGAAGUCGGCCGCCGUCACGGCGUUCCGUUCCUCCUGCCGCCAUCCGAACGACCGCUGGUUGGGCAACGAGCGUGUGUCGCAGGCACCGCCGGCCGAUCGCGAGCGUCUGGCGCUCCCGUCGCUCGAGGUGAUCACCGAGGCGCUGCUGGAAAUCAUGGAAGCCUGCAUGCGCGACAUUCCCGACUGCGACUGGCUGCAGACGUGGACGUCGCUAGCGAAAAGCUUCGCCUUCUGCUUCAAUCCCGCCCUGCAGCCCCGGGCACUGAUCGUGUUCGGCUGCAUCUCGAAAAGCGUCACCGAUCAGGACGUGAAGCAGCUGCUGCGCAUCCUGGUGAAAGCGCUGGAAUCGUUCAACGAUAUCAUACUGCUCGAGGCGCUGGUAAUGUGUCUGACCCGGCUGCAACCGCUGCUCCGGCCGGAAUCGCCCAUCCACCGGGCAUUGUUUUGGGUGGCGGUAAGCGUCCUGCAGCUGGACGAAUCGACCCUGUACGCGGCCGGUUUGGCACUGCUCGAGCAGAACCUGCACACGCUCAACUCGCAACAGCUGUUCGACAACCAGAACAUUGCCGACGUGAUGAUGGCGACGCGGGAACCGCUCGAGUGGCACUUCAAGCAGCUCGACCAUGCCGUCGGCCUGUCGUUCAAGUCGAACUUUCACUUUGCGCUGGUAGGGCAUUUGCUGAAGGGCUUUCGGCACCCGACGCCAACCACCGUGUCGCGCACGUCCCGCGUACUGACGAUGCUGCUCGGGAUCGUUGCGAAACCGCACCGGCGGGACAAGUUCGAGGUAACGCCGGACAGUGUCGCCUAUCUGACUGCGCUCGUUUGCUUCUCGGAGGAGGUACGCUCACGCUGCCACGUCAAACACACUGUACCGCGAUGGCCCGUAGAGUCGGGCGGUUCGGGCGAUUCGGCCAGUGGUAGCAGUAGUGAUCCAUCGGCACCAAACUCGGCCGGCGGUGGCCCACUAACGGGUGGAUCGGGCCCGGGCGGCUCCAGCGGCUCCGGUGGCCAUAGUGUGCGCCGUCAAAAGUCCUGGGAUAUGUUGGACCAGUCCGCUAUCCAGUACGCACGCCAGUCGCACAAAGUACAGCAGCACCAGGAACCGGUCGUUAUCAGAGGAAAGUCGUGGAGAAGUCUCGAUUCGGCGCACAAUCCGCACCUGGGAAUGAUCAGUCAUUCCUCUUUCGUUACUCACGGUAUCAACACUACUACCAACAACAUCAACAACAUGAUCACCAUGAUCAACAUGAACAGCAACACUUCAAACUCCAUCACUCCAGGCAUGCCUAACCUCAACAACAACAACAACAACAGCUCCAUCCUUACUAACAUCAUCAGCAGCAACAACAACAACAACACUACUAACACCAUUUCCACGGCCGGUAGUUUCGCUAGUGCUGUCGCCACUAACGCUAACACCGUCGCUGGCCCGCUAGGCGUCGGUGCGUACCAAAGCCAGCGGAACGAUUUUCGCAAUCGCCGCUCCUCUUCCGAACCGGUCAACCAUGGGCAGAUGGUACUGAUGAACCCGAACAUUGCCAAACUGAUCGCGCUCAAUCAGGGCCACACGCCCACCUACGGCUAUGGAGGUGGUGGAGGUGUUGGUGCCCACCAGCAGCCGAGCCAGGUCGCCAUCGCUGCUGCAGUAACGGCUGCCGCGGCAGCCGCAGCAACGGCGGGUGCGGCCGCCGCUACUGGCACACAGCUACCACGGCCAACAUCUCCACUGCCGCCGGCGGUUCCGACCGUACCGGUGACCACGGACGAAGAAGGCUCCGAGCAGGCGCGGGACGCGACAAAGCAAGGGACAAACAAGGACGAAAGCGAAAACUUUAUCGUCGACUGCUUGCAAGACAUAUCAUCGAUCAAAAUUGCACGUAUGCUGUUCAAAACCCACCGAUCCUUCUCCGUUCCAACGACCAAAGAACGCCUGGGUAAAUCAACGCGGAUUGACAAUCGUCAGAAGGAACGUGGCUCACGGUCGUCGGUGUCGAACGAGUCGAACGUGCUGCUCGAUCCGGAAGUGCUGCCCGACUCCUCGACCCAGGCGCUGGUGCUGACCGUGCUGGCAACGCUCGUCAAGUACACGACGGACGAGGCAGAGACGCGCGUCCUCUACCAAUACCUGGCGGAAGGAUCGAUCGUAUUUCCGAAGGUUUUCCCGGUGAUUCACUCACUGCUAGAUCAGAAGGUCAACAAUGUCCUGUCGGUGUCGAACGAUCAGAUCGUGCUGGCAUCGGUGCAGAGCAUCAUACAGAACAUGCUGGCGAGCGAAGACGCUAGCCAGCAGCCGCUUCACUUCCUGCAGAGCUGCGGAUUCGGAGGGCUGUGGCGCUUUGCCGGACCAUUUACCAAGUACAACAUGAUGGUGGAGUCGUCCGAGCUGUUCGUCAACUUCCUGGAGGCGAUGGUGGAAACGUGUCUGCCGGUGGAGGAAAGCACCCCGAUGCCACCGUCCCCCCGGCCGUACAAUCUCAGCUCCAGCCUGAGCAGCCUCACGCUCGGCUCGCCGACGGAUAAAGCAUUCUCAUCAGAAUCUCUAGAUCACGAUGGGUUCAGUGGCAGCGUUAGCUCGUUGCGGCGUGCCUCCUGCAGCAAGGCGCGGACCGGCUCGAAGCACCGCUUCAUCGACAGUCCGACGCACAAUAUCUAGUCAGAGAUCUGGUGGAGCGCCGGCCGGAUACUGCCCUCGAUUGUGGCCGCAGCAGUGAGCCGUGCUGGAGCUUCCACCAUCACCACCACCAACACCACCACCAAGAACAGCACCGAUGAUACUGCUGAUCCCCGGCGAUCGCCUACUACGACUCAGCGACCCAUGAUCACGAACGAACAGCGGCCCUAACUCCACCAACCGAUACCGCGGUGUUUGACAAUUGAUUCGAAAGGUUAUCAUGGCAACAGAGAAACUUACUACGCUGUGCAAAGAUUUUACAUCAGUGUGCGCGCGUGUCUGUGUGUGUGUAUCUGUGUUUGUGUGCACCCAUUUGUGUGUUGCAGAGUGAAUGCAGAGGGAGGUCAACUAGUGAUGGGGGCAAAUUGAGUUUUUCCGGAGUCGAAUUGAUACGAUUUCGGUUGACUUCGGGUGAUUCCGGUUGAGUCCGGACGACUCCGGACAAGUUAAUUUUACAAUGCAAAUCUAAACAAACGAAAGCUAAGCGGCGCAAGCCGCAAUUAUACGGAUGCUUAUGAUCACCAUGUUAUGGGUUGACGAAUGGAAAACUACACAUUUUUAUAUUACGAUGGAAUUAGCUGCCAUUACUGCAAGCAAUGAUAUGCACUUUGAUUUGACCUUGUUUGGAUUGAUCCAUCCUGUUUGAACACAUCCAGGCUCAUCCAGAGCCGUUCGUAAUCAACCGGAAUCGCCCGAAGCUAACCGGAAUGGUUCGGAGUCAUCCGGACUCAUUCGGGGUCGUCGGAAGUGAUCUGGAAUCGUCUGGAGCCCUCCAAAGUUGGUCGCCGCAUCCUUCCGGAUUCGUCCUUGGACUUGGUUUUGAUUCCCAUUAGAAUUCAGUGGAUAUCUGAGUGGAUCUGCUCCGCAUAACACAUCACUAAUCUCUACACACCGUAACCAUUCUGUGUGGUAUCUGUACGUCAUUUCUAACAGAAGGGUGGACACUUCCCAACCCAAUGGAGUGGGUAUUUGUUUGCGGAUGUAUUUGCGCCCAAUCGUAGAAUCCUAUUGGAAUAUUCAUUGGGCGUAGCGUCCAGUGCAGUGGUCGGUAAACUUUACGGCAUAAAGAGCCAAAAUCGUCAACUCAUGCCGGUAAAAAUUGCAUGUGCAAGAAACGAAUUGAUGAACUCACCACUAAAAAGUAUAAUGGUUCAGAGAACGGAGAAAAACCAUCUAGCGAUCACUUGAUCUAGUGCAAAGCAAUAUUUCUUAGGGACAAACAAGCGAGGUUCCGAGAUCCGGAGCGAUAACGCUAGCGAAAGAUGGUGUGCUGGGUAAACAUUGGAAAUGUUGCAUACACCCUAAGAUAGCGAAAUACAGCCUUUUCAAGCUGGUCAAACGCAUGCAAAUUAAAAAAAAAAACAGGCAACGCAAGAAACGAAACAACUGAAUCGAAAUAA
Anopheles arabiensis is the source of this 10701-nucleotide messenger RNA. RefSeq names its product neurofibromin (gene Nf1). Gene Ontology annotation, biological process: regulation of GTPase activity. The record is from RefSeq and is a predicted model, not a curated record. Bases 119 to 9283 code for a protein of 3054 amino acids. NCBI's taxonomy places the organism in Eukaryota, Metazoa, Arthropoda, Insecta, Diptera, Culicidae. The transcript has 11 exons.